AUGGGUUGGUUUUGGGCCGAUAAUAAUUCGAAGGACGCUAAAUGUCCUGUAGAUCAUAGUAAAUUCAAGAAAUCAACAACUUCAAGUAGUGGAGCUGCAGCAUGUCCUGUGGAUCAUGGGAAAUUCACCAAAGAUACCGAAAAAGCAGUAUGUCCCGUUAAACCCAAUGAUGACAAUAUAUUGAACCCUUUGAAUAAUAUGCCAGCUUUAAGCAAUGACAUGGCACCGGGUCAAAAGAUAAAAUUAAGUACUGAUAGAGUUUAUUCUUCCAUUCCUAAAGGAGAGAAUAAUGAAGAAGGAGUUUGGGAAUAUCCUUCACCACAACAAAUGUUAAAUGCCAUGUUAAGAAAAGGUAAAGGUCAAGGUAUUCCUGAAGAUGCUGUUGAAUCCAUGGUUGAAAUUCAUAACUUCUUGAAUGAAGGAGCAUGGCAACAAAUUCUUGAAUGGGAAAGUAAGUAUACCAAAGAAACUAAGAUUGAACCAAGAUUAGAAAAAUUCACUGGUAGACCUAAUGAUUUGAGUCCAAGAGCAUCAAUGUAUUUAUAUUUAUCCAAGAUAUUCCCUGAAACAUUCAAUUCCCAACCUCCUUUUGAUAGACAUGAUUGGACGGUCUUGAGAUCUAAAGGUAGAAAUAAUGGAUGGGAUAAAAUUCGUUAUGUUAUUGAUUAUUAUUCAGCACCAGAUGACGAAGAAACUGGUAUGCCAUCGUUUGUUUUGGAUACCAGACCAGCAUUUGAUAAUGUUGGUAAUGCAUACGAUAGGUUUGUUCAUUGGUCGGGUCCUUUAUAUAGAAAAGCUAUGGGUGAUAAGGAAACCUAA
Molecule: messenger RNA, 819 nt
Organism: Yamadazyma jaroonii
Lineage: Eukaryota; Fungi; Ascomycota; Pichiomycetes; Serinales; Debaryomycetaceae
Source: the annotation of a GenBank genome assembly